AUGUAUUUAACAUUCGGACCAUUGGAAUUAAACAUUGGUAGUGCCGAAAUUGAGACCAAAAAAGGUAAAAAAGCCGUUGAAAAGAUUAUUUUCGCAGUUCCCCCUUCCGAACGAGGAGGCCUAAAAAAUAUUUUGGAAAGUAAAAAAUCUGACGGAACCGAAAAUAAAGAAUUCGAAUUAGCGUAUGACGAUGAGGAUUUGGAAAUAGAGGAUGUUGGACCUAAUUUAAUGAUGAGUAGUAGUGCUAGUGAGAGUUCAGACGAACCAGCGCAAGAGAUUAAUUUAAUUACUCUUACUGUUAAAGGAGAACAGGAAAACGAUAAUCAGAAUAAUAUAGGGAAAGACCAAAAACAAUCAGGCGACCAAAAUAAUAAAAAAAGCGGCGAUACCGACAAACAGGCUCUCAUUGAUAAAUACAUUAAAGAAAUCAAGGCCAAAUUACAAGCGGCUGGAAUUAGCGAUGAGCAAGCAAUAAAAAUUGAGGGGCUGGGAAAUAGCCAAGACAACCAGCAGAACCAAACUCCCAAGGGACCAACCAAGGAGCAAAUUGACGAGGCUGCAGAAAAGUUGAAAAAUGCUAAAAGUGAAGAAGAAUUGGAAGAGGCUUUGAAAAAAACUCGUGACACCGCCAAUAAUAGUUCAGACGAGGAAUUAAAAAAACAAAAAGAGGAAAAGGAAAGAGAAUUAGGAGAAAAAAAUAAGCAAAAAGCCCGAGAAAUUAUUCGAGAUGAGGUAAAUGGUGUUUUAGAAGAAAACGGAAUAAAACCAGAGGAUUUAAGCACGGAGAUUUUUAAUGCUAUGGGAGAAAAGGCUCUUGAAAAAUUAAUCGUUGCUCUCGAACAAGCGAUUAAAAACAAAAAUAAAAAUGAAGUUGAAAGCCAAAGCAAAAAAUUACAAGAGUUUGUGAAUAGUCAAGUUGAUUACAAAAAAUUGGCUUAUGAAAAGAAAAGAGAUGAAGUUCAACGAUUAUUAGACCAAGCCAAAAAUUAUUCUACUCAAAAUAGUCAAAAUAAUGAAGGAUUUUUCCGUCCUAAUAAUCCGUUAAUGUGGGUUUCAGGAGUGGCAGUAGUGGGUAUAGUGGCAGGAGCAAUAUUAAUUAUUCGUUCACGAAAGAGAAAAGCAAAACAAGCCCUCGUCCAAGACAUUAAAAAUAAUUUUCAACAAGCCCGGGCCGUUAUUUUCUACAAUUUUCACCACACCGAAAACCGCGAACUCUUCAAAUUAAAAAAAGAAUUGAAAAAAGUGGGCGUAGAAAAAGCACUCUCGGAUUAUUCUUUGGAUCUGAAGCAGGCUAAUGCGUUCAUUUUUUGCCAAGAGGAUGAAUAUAAACCCUUAAACAUUCUUAAUCAGUUUGCCAAGAAGCAUUCCAGCAUCAAACGUUUUCAAGGUGGCAUUUACGAACAAAAAUUAGUCGCCCAUACUCUAAUAGAAAAAUGA
Molecule: messenger RNA, 1437 nt
Organism: Racocetra fulgida
Lineage: Eukaryota; Fungi; Glomeromycota; Glomeromycetes; Diversisporales; Gigasporaceae
Source: the annotation of a GenBank genome assembly